AUGCAAUCUUUUUACACCGUCGAAGAAGUUUUUAAAAAAGCGGAUAUAAAUCACGAUAAUUAUUUAAAUACCGAAGAACUAUCAAAAUGGAUAAAUAUGAAAACGCAAGAACACAUACACGAAUCCAUCGUUGAAAAUUAUAAAAUAUUUUUAAUAACGGAUGUAAAUCCAAAAAAUGGUUUGGUAUCGUGGAAUGAAUAUCAUUCGUAUUUUUUACAAAAAAACGGUUACAACGAUAGUAGUUACGGUUUAGAAUAUACGGGUAAUGGCGUCGAAAAAAUUAUACAUCGUAAAAAAAUGCCGAGAAGAUUAGAAGAAGCCAUUAUGAGAGAUAAAGCAUCGUGGAGCGAAACAUCCAAAAUGGAUCCGAAUCAUUUAACACUCGAUGAAUUUCUAUCGUUUAGACAUCCCGAAUCGAGUUAUUCGACAAUUAUUUCUUUAGUAGAUGAAAUAUAUAAAAAAUUCGAUCGAGAUGGUGAUGAAAUAUUAACAGAAGAUGAAUUUUCAACUUUUCGAUUCGACGACGAUGAUGAUGAUCAAGAUCACGCGUUGUCGGAAGCCAUGUCACGAGAAGAAAAAGAAAGAAGAAAAGAAUUUCGUGAUGUUGUCGAUUUGAAUAAAGAUGGUAAAGCAACGAGAAAAGAAGUUUUGACUUACAUUGAUCCAAAAAAUCCAAGGCACGCAAAGGAAGAAGCAGAAACUUUGAUUAGUUUGGCCGACAUUGAUAAAGAUGGUAGACUUUCAUUGAAUGAAAUUUUCAAUAAAAUCGAUUUGUUUUUGGGUAGUAAAAUGAUUGAUACGGGUAGAAGUUUUCACGAUGAGCUUUAA
Molecule: messenger RNA, 828 nt
Organism: Pediculus humanus corporis (human body louse)
Lineage: Eukaryota; Metazoa; Arthropoda; Insecta; Psocodea; Pediculidae
Product: 45 kDa calcium-binding protein precursor, putative
Exons: 5
Coding region: 1-828 (275 amino acids)
Biological process (GO): calcium-ion regulated exocytosis
Cellular component (GO): endoplasmic reticulum
Molecular function (GO): calcium ion binding
Source: RefSeq, a predicted model, not a curated record